Molecule: messenger RNA, 2433 nt
Organism: Carcharodon carcharias (great white shark)
Lineage: Eukaryota; Metazoa; Chordata; Chondrichthyes; Lamniformes; Lamnidae
Gene: cpox
Product: coproporphyrinogen oxidase
Exons: 7
Coding region: 134-1474 (446 amino acids)
Cellular component (GO): mitochondrial intermembrane space; cytoplasm
Molecular function (GO): coproporphyrinogen oxidase activity
Source: RefSeq, a predicted model, not a curated record
CUCGGUCCUCCCCUGUCGUGUAACAUUAGGAAGCUGGGCCGCGAGCUGCCGGGGUGGGGGGGGCAAUUCUUUGGCAUUGUCCCCGGGAUUGGAACGUUAUGUCAUCGGGAGGAGCGCGUGCCAGACUGUAGCCAUGUCCCAGCUUGUCGCACUGUCAGCUCUCGGUCGCUGUGGAAGCCGCAUCGGGUUCUCCCUGAGCAAAGCUACAGCGCGGCGGCCGGGCUGCGUCUUGUUUAUUGAAGGAGGAGCCGCUGCCGCCGCUCGCCACGGCUUCCCGGGGGUGAGAUGGCUUACCGGGGGCGGCGUUCGUAAGAUCUCACCGGGGGGCGGCUUUUUUAAGCCGUUCCUGGUGGUUGGCAGCGCUGUGCUGGUUGGGGCGACCGUGAGCGGCUUUGGGCUCACCCGCAGCCGGGCUGUGAUGGCUGCGAAAAGCGUGCUAGCACCGGCCGAGCGGGACCAGCAAGCGCUGGAUGAAAUGUUGCAAAAGUGCAAACACUUCAUGUCGGAUCCGGUGACCGACGUCAACAGACUGCUGGAAAAUAAGGAUGACAUGAGGACUAAGAUGGAAUUGCUGAUCAUGGAUGUUCAGGCUGAUGUUUGCAAAGCCUUGGCUGAAGUUGACGGCGGUAAGCCGUUCAAAGUCGACCGAUGGCACCGUAAAGAAGGUGGUGGCGGUAUAAGCUGUGUACUUCAAGAUGGCAAAGUAUUUGAGAAAGCUGGGGUCAAUGUUUCUGUUGUAUUUGGUAACCUUUCAGAGGAAGCUGCUAAACAGAUGAGAAGCAGAGGAAAAUCGUUGAAAUCGAAAGACGGACAUCUGCCAUUUUGUGCUAUGGGAGUGAGUUCAGUGAUCCAUCCCAAGAAUCCUCACAUUCCGACCAUCCAUUUCAACUACAGAUACUUUGAAAUUGAAGACGCAGAUGGUCACAAAUCAUGGUGGUUUGGUGGGGGUACGGACCUUACCCCUACCUACCUGAAUAAAGAUGAUGCUAUCCAUUUUCACAAGACCCUCAAGGAAGCCUGCGACAAGCACGAUCGAAGUUAUUAUCCAACUUUUAAAAAAUGGUGUGAUGAUUAUUUUUACAUCAAACAUCGCGGGGAGCGGAGAGGAGUGGGUGGCAUAUUUUUUGAUGACUUGGAUUCCCCCUCAGCAGGAAACCUGUUCAAAUUUGUACAUAGCUGCGCUAAGGCUGUGGUUCCUUGCUAUAUCCCCAUUGUGAAGAAACACCUGCAUGAUUCCUAUACACCAGGAGAAAAAGCAUGGCAACAACUUCGGCGAGGCAGAUAUGUAGAAUUCAAUCUAGUUUAUGACCGAGGAACAAAGUUUGGUCUUGCAACUCCAGGAUCGAGGAUUGAAAGCAUUCUGAUGUCUCUCCCACUGACAGCUAGGUGGGAAUACAUGCAUAAUCCUGCCAAGGGCACAAAAGAGGCAGAAAUUAUAGAGGUACUGAAAAAUCCCAAAGACUGGGUCCAUUAAUGCAGCUAAACAAGGCUGCUCCAUGUUAAACCUGAAAGCAGAAAGGCUUUCAAUUUUAUUUUGCUGCACUGUUUCAUAAAAUUAAGGUAAUAUGUGUAACACUGAGUUUAACACAGUGGCUAUAUAUUCAUUGUCUUUUUUUUGUAUCAGGAAAAUGUACUGAAAUUGUUUCCAGCAGAAUUGGAUUAUGUUUAAACAAGUGAACUAAGUAUAAAUAUGUAAUUUUUUAACUACCUUUAAACUACCAUUUGAGGUGAUCAGAGGUGGACGAAAGCAGUUUCUAAAUACAACAUAAACAAAGACCGAGCAAUAGACUUUCUGCUGUUUUCAUUGAAAGGGUUAGGAAAGAAGAGCCAUAUCUCUACCAGUCAUCAAAAAUCUCAGCAGCGUGCAUUCUGCCUUGAUACAGAACUGAGUCACAAUCAUGUGUGCCAACCUUGCAAAAAUUAUUUUAUGUAUUGUAAGUCUUGUCAAUUUUUUAAAAGCCUGUGAACUGUUUUUUAUAUAAGAGCAAUAAAUUGGAGAUCAAUGGAAUUGACUACUUUAAUACGCUGGUGUGUUUCUUAAAGACUGUUUCCUUUAUAAUAGAUGUAAUGUUAUUAUUUCCUGCAACAUUAGAGCUAAGUUUAUAUUUGUAAAAAUUUGGAUAUUAAAAAGAUGGAAGUGGAAAAUAUUUAUUUUCAAUAUAUGAUAAAUAGAGAUUCAGAGUUUUUAAUACUCUAGACUCAGUGAAAUAAAACAUCACAAUAGAAAUUGAAGGUGACAUUAUUUGAGAAACUUUCAUGGAUUAUUUCCAUAUUUUUUGGAUUUGCUUUCAUUCAUUCCAGACAGUGGCAUUUUUGAAUGGUGCAUGUACUGAAUUGUUAAUUGUUUCAGAGCUAUUAAAGGCCAAUAACUUUUGAUACUUUGAUAUCACACUGUGCAUUACACGCUGAAUGUAAUAAACUCAGCCAUUCUGA